GUUUAUAGGUGAUCGUAUUCAGAACCGCUUUUAUGGUCACUCUUAAGGUCACUAACAGCUAAUAGCGCGCUAUUAGCGAAAAAGCCUAUUCAGAACCGCUUUUAAGCCUCUAACAGCGCGCUAUUAGGCGCCAUCUUGUGACUAACAGCGACCUGUUCGUAGAUGUGGGCAGGGGCAUGUUUAAAGUGACAGGUCGCUCAAAUAUGGCGGAACAAAUAGAGGCUAUUGCCGAAGUGGACGAAGUCCGCGAAGUUAAUGAAAUGAGAGUAAGAAAUCCGCAAGUUUUUCGAGAGAGACGUGAUCCGUUUGAAUUGUUUAGUGAUCAUGAAUUUCGAAACAGAUAUCGCUUAUCGAAAGACAGUGUACGAUUUGUGAUCAGUUUAGUGGAAGAUAGAGAUCUGCAUAGCGUUUCCCAGCCUAGUGUAUUCAGAAUAGUUGCAAAAGUAUCUAAUGCUAUUGCUGCACUGCUUCCACGAUUUGUUGUUUAUCCAGCUAGAAUGGAAACUCUUAAAACGGAGUUUUACAACAUAGACCACUUUCCUGGGGUUGUGGGCUGUAUUGAUUGCACCCACAUUGCAAUAAAAAACCCCAGUUGGGAGCGAGCUAUGUUGUAUGUUAACCGUAAGGGUUAUUAUUCUAUCAACGUGCAAGUAGUGUGCGAUGCUCAGAGACGAAUUCUGGAUAUUGUUGCUAAAUGGCGAGGCAGUGUUCACGAUGCACGUAUAUGGGAUUCGUCCACUCUGAAGGAAGAGUUUGAGGCCUCGAGGAUAAAGGGAAUCUUGCUUGGGGAUGCUGGAUACCCAUGCAAGCCAUACCUUCUAACACCGAUCCAAUCUCCUCAAACUCAACCUGAACAGAGGUAUAACAGGUCCCAUAAAUCUACACGCAUAACUGUAGAGCACUGCUUUGGGGAAUGGAAGGGCAUGUUUAAAGCUCUUCGCAACGUCAUGCAGAUACCCCUUCCGACAGCGAAAACAGCCAUCAUUGCCAUGGCUGUUUUGUUUAACAUCCGGAAGGAACACCAUGACAAUGAUGGAUAUGAUCCUGAUUCGGAUGAGGAAGAGGCCUGCGAAUCUUCUUCGGAAGGUAUAGAAGAGCAGAGUUCCUGCAUUGCUGGAGGUGCUGAGGCUCUAACCUAUCUGCCCUAUCUGAUAAUCUGUACACUACCUUUCGAUGAAGAUAUCUGCUAG
This is a messenger RNA of Cephus cinctus (wheat stem sawfly), 1190 nucleotides long. RefSeq names its product putative nuclease HARBI1. The record is from RefSeq and is a predicted model, not a curated record. The transcript has 5 exons. The coding region runs from base 177 to 1190 and encodes 337 amino acids. NCBI's taxonomy places the organism in Eukaryota, Metazoa, Arthropoda, Insecta, Hymenoptera, Cephidae.